Messenger RNA from Monoraphidium neglectum, 363 nucleotides. Its product is annotated as Monothiol glutaredoxin-S12. The transcript is spliced from 4 exons. The coding region runs from base 1 to 363 and encodes 120 amino acids. Gene Ontology annotation, molecular function: disulfide oxidoreductase activity. The record is from RefSeq and is a predicted model, not a curated record. NCBI's taxonomy places the organism in Eukaryota, Viridiplantae, Chlorophyta, Chlorophyceae, Sphaeropleales, Selenastraceae.
AUGGGGGACCCGGCGGCCCGGCCGGCCGUUGAAGGGUGCUGCCUGUUGGGUUUGAGCGGAUCACGGGAUGCCCGGGUGGUGGCGUUCAUCAAGGGCACGCGCACCCAGCCCCAGUGCGGGUUCAGCUACAAGCUGCUGUCGCUGCUCAACGACUGCAAGGCGGACUACGAGGUGGUCAACGUGCUGGACGAGUUCCACAACCCUGGCCUGCGUGAGGCCAUCAAGUCGUACAGCCAGUGGCCCACCAUCCCGCAGCUCUACGUGGACUCUGAGUUUGUGGGGGGAGCCGACAUCGUGGAGCAGAUGGCCGGCACCGGGGAGCUGCAGCUCAUGCUGCGGGGCGAGACAGCCAACGCCAAGUGA